Hypoxylon trugodes is the source of this 1657-nucleotide messenger RNA. RefSeq names its product NAD(P)-binding protein. The coding region runs from base 239 to 1333 and encodes 364 amino acids. The record is from RefSeq and is a predicted model, not a curated record. The transcript has 2 exons. NCBI's taxonomy places the organism in Eukaryota, Fungi, Ascomycota, Sordariomycetes, Xylariales, Hypoxylaceae.
CGAUAGAAUAAUCGUAAAAUACUACAUGUGUAGCAAUUGAGGGACUCGUUUUUCAAGCUAUGUUAUUGUAUGGCCAAAGAGUAAAAGGUAGGUCGACGGCGAGGACUUCAGAAGGAAUAUAAGAAGCUUGAAAGGUCGGGAUGAAGAGACGAGAUUCAAAAUCAGAAACAUCAAACACCCAAAUCAAUUACACUGCCUUGUUUAAUAGAAACCAAUUAACUACCUAUUCUCCCGAAAAAUGUCAGCACCUCGCCUCAUCGCAGUUAUCGGCGGCACGGGCGCCCAGGGCAUCCCCAUAGUGAGAGACCUAGUCAAAUCAGGCGACUACACGGUCCGGGCACUCACCCGCACCCCCUCCAGCGCCCGUUUCCGCAAGCUGCAAUCCUUCGGGCCUGUGGAACCUGUCAUCGGUACCUUUGCCUCAGAACAGGACCUGCGCGCUACCUUCCAUGGUGCUUGGGGCGCCUUUGUCAACCUCGAUGGCUUCAACUCAGGAGAGAAAACUGAGAUGUUUUGGACUAUUCGCGCGUAUGAACUUGCUAUCGAAGAAGGCGUACAGUUUUUCGUCCUUGGGAACCUGGACUAUGGGUACAAGAAGGGUGGCUAUAGGCCUGAGUUCAGAGGUGGCCACUACGACGGCAAGGGGCGCAUCGGGCAAUGGAUUCUAUCACAAAACAAGGACAACCAAUCGCGCAUGAAAGCCGCGCUCUUCACCACAGGACCCUACCUCGAAAUGGUGAUCUCGCAGAACACGCCCAUGAGCCCAUCCGUCGAGGACGGUGUAGUAACCUGGCGGUUCCCAGUCGGCGACGGCGCAAUGACAUACGUGGCGCUCGACGACUGCGGGCCUUACGUCAAGUGGCUGUUCGACCACCCGGAACUAUCCAAUGGUCUCGAUCUCGAGGUCGCUAUCGACCAUAUCCGCGGCGCGGAGCUAGCGCGUGCUUUUGAAAAGGUUACUGGACAUCCGGUGCGCUUUGUUGAUGUCUCGCUUGAUGAGUACUUCGGUAAGGGGUUUGGACUUGACCCGUCGGGCCCCGCGGGUUAUAACGCGGAUCUUAAUGAUCCGGCGACUUUGACGAUUCGGGAGAAUUUCUCUGGGUUUUGGAAUUUGUUCCGGCACUCAGGUGGUAAUAAAGGUGUUCUGCAGAGGAAUUAUAAGCUCAUGGAUGAAAUUCAUCCUAAUCGCAUUAGGUCCGCUGAGGAGUUCUUCAGACUCGAGGAGCAGAAGGGUCUGCGAAAGGGGCUGGGGACUCUGUGGGAGAGAGUGCAGCCGGAGAAUAUUAAGGACAUCUUGAAGAUUACGGAGGAUAACCGAAGCGGUAGGCUGUAAGUGAGGUUGUAUUGAAGAUGCGCGAAGGGUGAUUGGGCCUGUUAGAGUUGCACAAUGGUUCGUGGGUUGGCCGAGUUGCUACCAACUAGCUUCUCAGAGAGGAUAUUGUAGGCGUUUCGCGAUUGGCGAAUGGGAUAGCUUAUGAGGUUCCAUCCCUCUUUAUCUGGAUCUACAGCGAUUACUCUCUUUAAAUUUAUACUACAUUAUUUCUUUAGUAUUGGAGAUCCUCUGGCCGGAGUUUAUUCUGACGAUAGUCAAGGGCUAGGAUGCUUGCUGUCGGGACUAGAUCAUCUAGUGGUGUAGUAGAAUGGCCGCUAGAAAGUG